AUGUCAGGGACUCAGAGCUUCUACCAGGAACACACAGACGACAUCCUGUGUCUGACCGUCAACCAACACCCCAAGUUCAAGAACACCAUCGCCACAGGACAGAUCGGUGACUGCAGCGAGUUCCCAGGCAGCACCCCGUCCAUCCACAUCUGGGACGCCCUGAGUAAGCAGACCCUGUCCAUCCUGCGCUGCCCCCACAGUAAGGGAGUGGGAUACGUCAACUUCAGCUCCACCGGGAAACUGCUGUUGUCUGUGGGCGUGGAGCCGGAGCACAGCAUCACCGUGUGGCGCUGGCAGGAAGGUACGCGGGUGUGCUGCCGGGCGGGACACCCAGACCGGAUCUUCGUGGUGGAGUUCAGACCGGACUCCGACACUCAGUUCGUGUCUGUGGGAAUCAAACACAUAAAGUUCUGGACUCUGGCGGGAGGAGCCCUGAUGUACAAGAAGGGCGUGGUCGGGACGCUGGAGGACGGCCGGCUGCAGACCAUGCUCUCGGUGGCCUUCGGGGCGAACCAGCUAACGUUCUCCGGGGGCAUUAAUGGAGACGUGUACGUGUGGAGGGAGCACUUCCUGUUGAGGCUCGUGGCCAAAGCUCACACUGUGUCCUGCACCUCCUCCAUCUGCUCCUACUCACACUGCUCCUACUCACACUGCACCUCCUCACUCUGCUCCUACUCACACUGCUCCUACUCACACUGCACCUCCUCACUCUGCUCCUCCUCCAUCUACUCCUCCUCACACUGCACCUCCUCACACUGCACCUCCUCACUCUGCUCCUCCUCCAUCUACUCCUCCUCACACUGCUCCUCCUCCAUCUGCUCCUACUUACACUGCUCCUACUCACACUGCACCUCCUCACUCUGCUCCUACUCACACUGCUCCUACUCACACUGCACCUCCUCACUCUGCUCCUCCUCCAUCUACUCCUCCUCACACUGCACCUCCUCACACUGCACCUCCUCACUCUGCUCCUCCUCCAUCUACUCCUCCUCACACUGCACCUCCUCACACUGCACCUCCUCACUCUGCUCCUCCUCCAUCUACUCCUCCUCACACUGCACCUCCUCACACUGCACCUCCUCACUCUGCUCCUCCUCCAUCUACUCCUCCUCACACUGCUCCUCCUCACUCUGCUCCUACUCACUCUGCUCCUCCUCCAUCUACUCCUCCUCACACUGCUCCUCCUCACUCUGCUCCUACUCACUCUGCUCCUCCUCCAUCUACUCCUUCUCACACUGCACCUCCUCACUCUGCUCCUCCUCCAUCUACUCCUCCUCACACUGCUCCUCCUCACUCUGCUUCUCCUCCAUCUGCUCCUACUCACACUGCACCUCCUCACUCUGCUCCUCCUCCAUCUACUCCUCCUCACACUGCACCUCCUCACACUGCUCCUCCUCACUCUGCUCCUCCUCACUCUGCUCCUCCUCACACUGCACCUCCUCACUCUGCUCCUCCUCACACUGCACCUCCUCACUCUGCUCCUCCUCACUCUGCUCCUACUCACACUGCACCUCCUCACUCUGCUCCUCCUCCAUCUACUCCUCCUCACACUGCUCCUCCUCACACUGCACCUCCUCACUCUGCUCCUCCUCACUCUGCUCCUACUCACACUGCACCUCCUCACUCUGCUCCUCCUCACUCUGCUCCUACUCAUACUGCACCUCCUCACACUGCUCCUCCUCACUCUGCUCCUCCUCACUCUGCUCCUACUCACACUGCACCUCCUCACUCUGCUCCUCCUCCAUCUACUCCUCCUCACACUGCACCUCCUCACACUGCUCCUCCUCACUCUGCUCCUCCUCCAUCUACUCCUCCUCACACUGCACCUCCUCACACUGCUCCUCCUCACUCUGCUUCUCCUCCAUCUGCUCCUACUCACACUGCACCUCCUCACUCUGCUCCUCCUCACUCUGCUCCUACUCACACUGCACCUCCUCACUCUGCUCCUCCUCACUCUGCUUCUCCUCCAUCUUCUCCUCCUCACACACACUGCACCUCCUCACUCUGCUCCUCCUCACACUGCUCCUCCUCACUCUGCACCUCCUCACUCUGCUCCUCCUCACACUGCUCCUCCUCACACUGCACCUCCUCACUCUGCUCCUACUCACACUGCACCUCCUCACACUGCACCUCCUCACUCUGCUCCUACUCACACUGCACCUCCUCACACUGCACCUCCUCACUCUGCUCCUCCUCACACUGCUCCUCCUCACACUGCACCUCCUCACUCUGCUCCUCCUCACACUGCUCCUCCUCACACUGCACCUCCUCACUCUGCUCCUACUCACACUGCACCUCCUCACACUGCUCCUCCUCACUCUGCUCCUACUCACACUGCACCUCCUCACAUUCCUGCUCUGGACAGAGCAGACCAAAGAGGGGGGGGCGGUGAAGCUGUGGGACCAGGAGAUGAAGCGCUGCAGAGCCUUCCAGCUGGAGACGGGGCAGCAGGUGGAGUGUGUGCGCUCCGUCUGCAGAGGAAAGGGGAAGAUCCUGGUGGGGACCAAAGACGGAGAGAUCAUCGAGGUGGGGGAGAAGAACGCUGCCUCCAACAUCCUGCUGGACAGCCACGGGCGGGGGGCCGUGUGGGGUCUGGCCACUCACCCCAGCAAAGACCUGUGCAUCACGGCCUCUGACGACUGCACCAUCCGCCUGUGGGACCUGGCGGACAAGAAGCUGCUGAACAAAGUGUGUGUGGGUCAUGCGGCCCGCUGUGUGAGCUACAGUGCAGAUGGAGACAUGCUCGCUGUGGGGAUGAAGAACGGGGAGUUCCUGGUGCUGCUCUCCAUCUCACUCAAGAUGUGGGCCAAGAAACGGGACCGCAGCGCCCCCAUCCAGGACAUACGGUUCAGCCCGGAGCGCCGCCUGCUGGCCGUUGCCGUGGACAACACAGUGGACGUGUACGACAUGACGGCGGGCCCCAGUCUGAGCCGCCUCCUCUACUGCAGCGACAUCCCAGCAUGCAUCCUGCAGCUGGACUUCUCUGCAGACAGCGCCUUCAUACAGGUGUCCACUGCAGCGUACAAGCGGCUGGUGUUUGAGUCCUCAUCAGGCAAACAGGUGUCGGACCAGAACCUCAUCGACAGGAUCACGUGGGCCUCCUGGACCAGGUAG
Messenger RNA from Knipowitschia caucasica, 3114 nucleotides. NCBI's taxonomy places the organism in Eukaryota, Metazoa, Chordata, Actinopteri, Gobiiformes, Gobiidae. The record is from the annotation of a GenBank genome assembly.